UUAUAUUAUUAUUAUCAAGUGUUAUCAAGACAAAGUUUUUCAGUUCGGUACGAUGAAGGACUUCGAGAAGUUUAGACUUAGAUACAGGUUUCGUUUUUAGUGUAGUCUCUUAUUUCAUUAUUACAUUGAAAUAACGCUAAAUCUUGUCCAAGUGUGCUUCAAUAUUUUCUCCAUGACUGCCUGCGGAGGUUUGUGUCAGAGGUCAUGGAUACGAUGCUCCUUGUCACGCUUAACGAGGACUGAAUGUUUAUUUCACUUGGGCACUGUCUUCAUCUUGCAAUGAUAUUUAAAGAAUUCAAAGUAUUUUUUGUCAUCUUCUUUUUCAAUAUUUACUUAGUUAAUUAUAUAACAGCCUUACUGUUUAAUGAAAGACAGUCAAAAGUAUGGGGUCCUGGUCUAAAUCCGGUGAAAAUCAUUUCACCUGCCAGAUAUUUUUUUGUGCAACUUGUGGAUGACAAUGCCAAAAAGAUCAAGAACCAGUUGAAGGACCCUUUCAGAGUAAGGAUUAAUGGUCAUUCCAUCAAAAGACACCAAUGCCGUGUAUGGACGAAUAUUCUCGACAAAAAAGAUGGCUCAUUCAUUGUAAGGUAUAAAUUGUACGAAAUCUGUUAUGAUUUCGAAAUUGAGAUCCUCACUUCAAGAAAUACACAUGUAGGAGGUUCACCAUAUAAGUUUCAAGAUCCAGUGUAUCCUGAUGAAUGUUUUUGUCCCAUUUCCUCUGUACCUCAGUGGCUGAAAGACAAUGAAUGCAAUUCAGAGUAUGCUCAAGUCCUCAAAGAUCUCCAGUCAUUCAAGAAUGUCAACCUAGAUGAAAUUCACAAGGUGGUGGUCAAAAAAUUUGAGAAUUCACGAUCAGCAAGCAUUUGUAACUAUGUCGUUUUGAAUAACCAGAUCUAUCGCAAAUGCUAUGGUGAACAUGUAGGAUUCAAGAUGUUCAUGGAUGCUAUUCUUCUGUCGCUAAGUAGGAAAGUCUCUUUACCAGAUAUAGAGCUCUUUGUGAAUCUUGGUGACUGGCCUCUUUCAAAUAAGAACACACCGAUACCCUUGUUUUCUUGGUGUGGCUCAAAUUCAACUCAGGAUAUCGUUAUGCCAACUUAUGAUCUCACUGAAUCAGUUCUAGAAAACAUGGGCAGAGUGAGUCUUGAUAUGCUUUCGGUCCAAGGUAACAUAGACCUGAAAUGGGAGAGUAAAAUUCCAAAGGCUUUUUGGCGAGGGCGAGAUUCAAGCAAGGAGAGAUUGAAAUUGAUUAAGAUUGCUCGUGCUCAUCCACAGCUAUUCAACGCAUCGUUAACCAAUUUUUUUUUCUUCAGAGACUUGGAACGUCAGUAUGGUCCCAAAGAUAAACUUGUCUCAUUUUUCAAGUUUUUUGAUUACAAAUAUCAAAUUAAUAUGGAUGGCACCGUGGCAGCGUAUCGAUUUCCAUACUUACUGGCAGGUGACUCUUUAGUCUUUAAACAAGAUUCUGAGUAUUACGAACAUUUUUAUUCCGAUUUGAAACCCUGGAAGCACUACAUACCCUUCAAUUCAGAUUUGUCGAACCUUGUGGAGCGCAUAAAAUGGGCGAUCGAUCAUGAUAAAGAAGCCAAACGUAUUGCUGUUGGUGGCCAAACAUUCGCUCGAAAUAAUUUGAUGCCACAAGAUAUCUUUUGUUACCAUGUGUAUCUGCUCAACGAGUGGAGCAAGCGUAUUGGAAGUGAUAUUAAACUCAGAGAUGGGAUGGAACCUGUGAUACAGCCCUCUCACAAUAUCGACUGCAACGAUUGUGAAGGUGUUUUUGAUGUUGUUAAAGAUGAAUUGUGAUAUUUUCUGUUUUCUAACACUAUGUAAUUACUUUAGAAUUACAGAGGGAAACUGCUUAUACCUA
Molecule: messenger RNA, 1864 nt
Organism: Bemisia tabaci
Lineage: Eukaryota; Metazoa; Arthropoda; Insecta; Hemiptera; Aleyrodidae
Product: protein O-glucosyltransferase 2
Cellular component (GO): endomembrane system
Molecular function (GO): glucosyltransferase activity
Source: RefSeq, a predicted model, not a curated record